CGGCUCCAGCUUGCUUGGUGUUUUGUUACUCAUCUUCAAUACCUCAAACUAAGCCACCAAUAAUGAACACUUGUAUGGCUGGUGAAACUAUUCUACUUUUCUUUUUUUUUACAUGUAGAUUAUCUUGAUAGCAUAACUUUUAUAAUUCUGUUAGAUAUAAUUUUCGAAAACAUAGUUAUUAAUUUCCUCCUUGUAAUAAACUACAAUCAAUAUAUAACUAGCUAGAUGAUCCAGUAAUCCACCUGAAAAUGAGACUGUGAACAAGUACAACACACACACACUAUGUGUGUGGUGUGUGUAUAUAUAUAGUAGCUAACUGGAGCGUAUUCACUUUUCUAAUAAAUACGUAACACUUAGCCAUAAUGGAUAGUAUUAAAGUAUAAACUAUCAAUAUAAGUUUUUUUCAGAACAUGUUUAAACCCUUCAUUAACACGGGUUUAAUGCAUGCCGUCUUCGUAAAGGCAACGGCACAUCUCAAUAAAAUAAUUAUAAAUUAAUAUUGGGCAACAAAAACUUUGUAAGUUUCAUAAAUUGUUACAAAGAGAUGAUUUACCGCGAGAAUCCAAUGUUUUUACGUGUUUCGUGUUAUGUUACAUGGAAUUUUUUUUUUUUUUGCAACUGAUUUAUGUUACAUGGAAUUUAGGAAUUUAAAGUUACCAUAGUAUUGUACUUUCGUAUACUCCAUCUAUUUCAGAAUGUAAUUAGUUUAACCUAAAAAUAGUAACAUUAAAAAAGUUAUUAGUUUAUUAAAAAGUAACAGUUAAUCAAUAAAUUCAACCAAUUAUAAAAAAACUAACAUUAUUUAAUUGGUCAUAUAAUAUUCAUUAAGUAAAAAGGGCAUUAAAAUAUAAAAACUAUUUAUGUUUUGAGAUAAAAAAAAAUUUGUCUAAAACUAGUUAUAAUAAUGAAACAAAGGAAAUAUUUUUCACAAUCUGUUUUAUUUAACAUUUUACCAAAAAAAAGGGAAAUAUUUUCAUAUUAUUUCGUAAAAGAAGAUGAAGAGAAAAGGAUCAAAUUUUGGCACGAAUCUCAAGACUAGAGGGUUAAGUCAAACGAGAAACCUUGAAGUGAGGAUUUGGUGUUGGACCCUCACGUGCGUCGCUCCACGGCCUUUUAGGAUUUUGCCUCUUCUCUCCUACGUGUGGUCUCCUCUGUUAUUUUUCUUUUCUUUUCUGUUCCAAUUAUUACUUUUUGUCAAAGACUCAAAACUCUACAAGGGAUUUGAGCUUUUCUCUCUCCUUCCCCGUUCCCUCUUUUCUUAUCUUUCACGGGGAGAAAUGAGAAUCAAGCUCCAGUUUUUGACCGGAUUUCUUUCCGGUAUAGCCACCCUUUGAUGGAUUCAUGUUCCAGCACAUGAUGACAUCCUCUGCGUGAUGUGGCUGGCUUUCGGUUCCGGAGUUUGACGGUCUUCUCGACGUAGCUUCCGACUUUGGCUCCGGUGAACACCUUUCCCUUCGGUGAAGCACCGGCUUUUGAUUCCAUCGACGCAGACGACGGGUUUCAAUCCCGGUGGCGUCGAUUGGUUUUAUCAAGUUUUGUUUCGUCUGGAUAAAUCUCUACAACGACUUGCUCUCGGCUGCGGCGGAUCGAGCUCUCUGGUUGGAGUUCCGGCGACUAUAACCGGUGUGAUUUGGUUCAAUUUGUCUAAGAUCGUCUCUACGGUUCUUCUUUCCGGACAUCCUGUUUCCGGUGUGUUCCGGUGGAUCGACGGGGAGCUGCUCCGGCGAUGAUCUCCUCGCGGUGAAGGCGACGGUUUGGUGCGACGCGUGUCUCCUCUUUCGUUGAGGCUUGGACACGUGGUUUUUCUUUCACGCAAAAUGAAACGCGUGGUUUGGUUGGUGUUGCCUCCGGGCUUAGUUUGUUGUUUGGGCCUCUGGGCUUUGGCUUGUUUUUCUUUUGUUUCUCUUUUUUGGGCCAUUUGUAUUUGUUGGGCUUUGUUUAAUAUAAUUCAGAUGGAAAAAAAAAAAAAAAACUCAAAACUCUACAUAUCUAUUUGUUUUGUGUAUUGACUUUCCUUUCUUUAACAUUGAUGGUUUCUUUAUCAGGAAAUCAUAUUCACAAUCACAAUGUACUAUAUAUAUACGGGCCAUAACUUGUUUUACCAUACAUAUAUUUACAUGAUUCUUUGAUGGAUAUGCAGAGUCAGAUAAAAAGGUGAAUUCUUCUAUUUUUGGAACUUUAUAAGCUUUUGUGUGUAUAUAAAAUGAGUGUUUACUGGCCAGUUCCGGUUGGACGCGGUGGGAUAGUCGGACUAAAUGAGAGGUCCGGAUACUUGGAUUAUCAAAAAAAAAAAAGAGUGUUUACAAUAUUCCAUCUCUGAACCAAUAUAAGUAACAAAAUAUGUAUGUAUAUAUAAGAAACUAGUGUGCCAAAAAUGCUAAGAAAUAACUAAAACAUGAGUAGAAAAUGCUCCAUAUUGUACACUCAUAUAGUAAUGCUCUCAUUUUAUCUCUCAGGUUAAUUAAUUUAGUAAUCAGGGAACAUAUUUGAGCUAAUUUUUAUGUCAGUUGUACUAUUCUAAAAACAAAUAGCACUAAGACUUGGUUAAAUAAAGUUUUAUUUGUAGCUAAAUUUAAUGAAACUGCACUGAAAUUCAUGCAUUAAAAAGUAGAUGGAAGCAUGAUUCAAGCUACGAUACCUCAAUUUUCUUCCCAACAUUUGACUGCAAUUUGAGGGUAUAGAAGCUUCAAUUCUUGUUUUGUUUUGUCAUUGGGAUACAUAAAUCAGAUAUUCUAUUAUAAUAUUACUGUGUAUUUUAAUAGUAUUCGGUAUUGUUUACUCGAAUCCUACUUAUUUUCAAAGCAAAUUAGGCAGUCUUAAAACAGAACAGCUGUAAUCCAUGGUGGUUAAAGCUAAAUUAAUUGCUGAAGAACAUCAUGCACAUUAGAAAUGUUUGAAGUUAAUUGAGUAACAAUGGAAAUUGAUAUGCAACAUAUAAUACGGUUUUAACUUAUUAAAAAGUAAAACAUAUAAAUACCACAAAAAAUCAGAACAAGCAACUGCCUAUUCUAAAGAUGAUAUUUAUUUUUAGUUUAUGUAUUUAUAACACCAUAUAAAGUUAUAAAUAUAUAUUAAGAAAAAGUUUAAAUGGGAAUGCAGAUACAAUAAAGUAAUGCUCAUAUAUUUCUGUGACCAGCUUUGGUUUAUCAAAUUGAAUACAAAUAAUAGUGGCACUAAUCCAUAGAAACUUAAGUAUCUCUUUCUCUUUCAUCUUUUUCUAUCUCAUAGAAGAAGAAAGAGAGAGAUAAAAACCUAAACAUCGUGCGGUUUAAGCUAAGAUAUCUUCAGUUUUGUAGAAAUUCAUAUUUGCUUGCUUCUUUGCCUUCUCACUUUCAUUGUCUUCUACCUCUUGCCUCUAACAGAAGCAAUACUUUCCGGCCUCCAAGGUUUGUUUUCUUUCCUUUUCCAUGUCAUAUAUCUUUCAUUGUUGUCAUCAUCGUCAUUUGCAAUACAUAUAUAUAUAUAUAUAUAUAUAUAUAUAUAUAUACUCGUACUCACUCACACAUAUAUGUGUACUUUUCACUUCAAGAAUCUCUAAUUUCAUUUCUUCUCUUUGUUUCCUCAAGAACAUGAUUAAGUCUAAUCAAGCUCUUUUAAGAAGAGACUGUUCGGUUUUCAACAACUCAAUUCAUGUUUCUUUUGGGAUAUUCAAGAUCUUUCUGGGUAUACCUAUGUAAGAAAGAUCCAGCUUAUGUUAGUGUAAAUAUGUGCAUGCAUGUUGAACUAGGGUUUUUUUUUAGAUCUAAGAACAAAUUCAUUAUACCUAUAUUUUGGAUUCUUUCAUGGUGACAACCCAUUCGUUGGUCAUGAUUUAUUUUCCGUUACUUUGACUUAAUUUGUGUUAUUAAUUAAAUGAAAAUGAUUAGGGCAAAGAAGAAAAAAGAAAGUAUAUUUGAUUUGCUUAAAGAAGAGUACAUAUAAUGGAGAUAGGCUCAUCUUCCACGGUAGCUGGAGGAGGACAGCUUUCGGUUCCUCCAGGUUUCCGGUUUCAUCCAACGGAAGAGGAGCUUCUAUAUUAUUACCUCAAGAAGAAGGUUUCUUAUGAGCCAAUUGAUUUGGAUGUUAUUCGAGAAGUUGAUCUCAACAAGCUUGAACCUUGGGACCUUAAAGAGAAAAGUAGAAUUGGGUCGGGUCCUCAAAACGAGUGGUACUUCUUUAGCCACAAGGACAAGAAAUAUCCGACUGGGACCCGAACGAACCGGGCCACUGCAGCCGGAUUCUGGAAGGCUACUGGUAGAGACAAAUCAAUACAUCUAAACAGCUCCAAGAAGAUUGAACUUUGUAAGACUCUUGUCUUCUAUACUGGUCGUGCUCCUCAUGGGCAUAAAACCGAAUGGAUCAUGCAUGAAUAUCGUCUAGACGAUAACGAAAAUGAGAUCCAGGAAGAUGGGUGGGUUGUAUGCAGAGUGUUCAAGAAGAAGAACCAUUUCAGAGGAUUUCACCAAGAACAAGAUCAAGAUCAGAAUCAUCAUCACCAAUACAUAAGCACCGACAAUGAUCAUGAUCAACAUCAUCCUCAUCAGCAUCGCACUGAAUCCAAAUCAAACAAUCAUUCUUCUUUCGUCCCACAUACUCUGAAUCAUCAUCACAUGGGAAGACAGAUCCACAGGCCAGUACAUGAGUUUGCAAACACUUUAAGCCACGGGUCAAUGCAUCUCCCUCAGCUCUUUAGCCCUGACUCGUCCCAGCCGUUUGUGUCGUCAAUCAACACAACAGAUAUUGAAUGCUCACAGAAUCUACUGAGGCUGACUUCUAACAACAACUAUGGUGGAGACUGGUCGUUUCUGGACAAGCUUCUCACUACGACCAACAUGAAUCAGCAAGUUCAGAACCAUCAAGCAAAAUGCUUUGGUGACUCGAGUAACAACGGUAAUAACGACCAUGCUGUUACUUCAUCCUCUCCAGAUAAUCAAAGGUUCCCGUUUCACUAUCUAGGAAACGAUGCUAAUCUUCUCAAGUUCCCAAAGUAGUCCAAUCAAAUUUGGUUUUGAUUUGAUCAGUCUCAUGCUUUUCAACUUUACUCUCUUCUUUAAGCUGUGGAACUUGUCAUGUUUCUGUUGCUGAACGAUGUUAUUUUAUAAUGCUAUGUUGUUUGCUGAAGAAUUCUAUGUUGUUUUCUGAUAUUUAUAAUUACUUAACCAUCAUUACGUAUAAAUUCUUUGUUGCUUUAGUUUUUUUUUUUUUUUUGUAAAACCACUCAAGAAAAUUACUUUAGAAUGAAAUAAAAAACUAGGUUUUGACCCGUGCGCCCGCACGGGUGUAUAUUUUGCAUAAUUAUAUAUUUUUGUUAGUUGUAGACUUGUAAGUUAAUGUUUCAUAGGUUAUUGAGUUCUGAUAUAUAGUGUAUCUUGUUCAUUUUGCUUGGUGUCGAAUUUUAAACUAUUAGUUGUAUUUAUUUUCAAUUGUACUUUUUUUUUACUUUUACUUGGUAAAUUAAACAAUUAAGUGUAAAAUAUUGGAGUAUUUUGUUUAGAUUGGGUGUGUUUUAUUAAAUUAUACUAUAAAAUUUGUGUGAUCUUUAGAGAUAAGCAUUACUUGGUUGGCAAGUUUUUUGAAAGAUAAUUACGUGAUUACGUUAGUUAUUUGAUCCCUUUUUUAAAUGCCGACUACGUACAAUUAGAAAACAAUAUUCUUUGUUGAUUUGUUUUUUAAUAAUCGUAAAUUUAUGAGUCGUUUUUGGAAUAUUUUCUCAUAUGGAAGGAAAUAAGUUUAAUUAGCUACGAUUUUAUAUGCAAAAUCUUAACGAAUAUGAUAUUUAAGGAGCAUAUUAUACGCAUAUACAAAAUAUACAAAAUUGAUAAACAAUAAAAAAUAUUUGACUUUGGGAACCAAAAUCUAAACCAUAAAACAAUCAAACCGUACCUUUAUUAUAAAAUUAAUAUACUAAAUGUUGGUAUGCAUAAUCAUAAAGAAUAUUAUUCUCUGUUUAUAUCAUGCAUAUGUAAUAGAAAAUGUGAAUAUAAUGGUGUAGAUACGUUUUGAUAUGAAAGAUAUUUUGUAAAUAUAUGUUCAAUCGAUUGGUUUGCAACGGGUUAACAGAUUUUGAAACAUUUGGUUAUUGAUUUUUUUGUGUUCGGUUGAUAAAAUUCUAAAUUUAGCAUUGAUCUGGGCAAUUAACAAUUUGUAAGUCCAAAACAAUGUUAUGGGUGGGUAAGAAAGACGAAAAAGCAAAAAUAUUUCAGAAAAAAAAGAAGUAAAAUGACAGAAUUUGAUGACAGUGGCAUAGAGAUGUAAUUUUUGUGCAACUCUAAGGGGUAAUUACUGUUUGUACUUCUGCCUUAUCUGUCUUAAUAGUUUAGAUAAGAGAUUUGUCAAAGGUUAUGUUAUUUUCUGAUAUUUAUAAUUACUUCAACAAACUCCAAGUUGCUUUAUAUUUAUUAAUUUUUUUUUGUAAAACCACU
Molecule: messenger RNA, 6401 nt
Organism: Brassica rapa (field mustard)
Lineage: Eukaryota; Viridiplantae; Streptophyta; Magnoliopsida; Brassicales; Brassicaceae
Product: protein SOMBRERO
Biological process (GO): regulation of DNA-templated transcription
Molecular function (GO): DNA binding
Source: RefSeq, a predicted model, not a curated record